This is a messenger RNA of Mytilus trossulus (common blue mussel), 3310 nucleotides long. RefSeq lists its product as uncharacterized. Lineage: Eukaryota; Metazoa; Mollusca; Bivalvia; Mytilida; Mytilidae. The transcript has 9 exons. The record is from RefSeq and is a predicted model, not a curated record. The coding region runs from base 29 to 3136 and encodes 1035 amino acids. Gene Ontology annotation, biological process: protein phosphorylation. Gene Ontology annotation, molecular function: ATP binding; protein kinase activity.
AGACAACUUACAAAAUAAACGAAGAAACAUGGCAAAUUUGGAUGACGACGAAAUAGACAAACUUAAAUUGCCCGCAGCUGUGAAACUUGCCAAGCAAAGACAAAUAGAUAUAACUGGUUUAAGAGAUCUGGAAGAAAUAAAAUGCGAGCUGAAGAAAUACUUGCUGACAGAUCGGAGAAACCGAGAAAAUGUGAUACAAGAAUUAAUGGUAGCAGCAGAAGAAGAUUCUAAAGUGAGACAUGAACUCAUGGAAAUAUAUGAGAAAACUAUUAAAAGUUUAGACUUCUAUUCUCAUGAAGAUCCACUAAUCAGAAGUGUUAGCAAAGGAUAUAAAAACAUUAAUGUUUUAAAAAUGCUGUUAAAACAGAAGGGAAAACUGGAUGGCAAAAUAUCAAGAUGUCCAGUAUUAGUUUUAGGAGAUACAGGAGCUGGGAAGAGUUCUUUUAUUAAUUUAUUAUUAGGCCAGGAGGUAUUCCCAUGCUCUUUAUUGAGUAACACCAGUGUUAUAUGUGAGAUCUCAUACUCUGAGAUGCCCUAUGCUACACUUUAUCCACACGAGGACGAAGGGGAUACAGUCCAACCAGAAAGUAUCAGUUCUGAGAGUGAGAGGAUGGAAGAUUUUGAUUUUACAAAACUUUCACAACUAGUACAACAAAGAGAUGAAGAGAAGAAAAGAUCAUCAUAUCAGAAAGCUGAGAUUGGGUUUCCAUUGCCUAUUUUGAAGACUGGUUUGAUCAUUGUGGAUAGUCCAGGAGUCGGAGAUACCCCAGAAAUGACAAAGUUGGUUCUAGACUAUAUAAUGGAAGCUUCAGCUUUUGUUUUUAUCAUUAACACAAUUGAUGGAGUACAGAUCACAAGAUUGGAAAUGUUACUAGCAGAAAUUGCUGACAGAGUCAUGACAGAAAACAAGUAUUAUAAACAGGACUGUACUUUGUUUGUAUGUAAUAAGUGGGACCAGGUUCCUAUUGAUGAAAGAACAUCUGUUCACGAAGAUGCAUUAAAGAAAUUAAAUAAAGUUUGGAUUGGAUUUCAGUCAUCACAUUUGUACACAUUAUCAACGAAGGAAGCUCUCUGGAUCCAGAAGGAUGGACUAAUUGUUGGAAGAUUUGAAAAAAUACUGCAGGGAAUCAUAAAUCUUCUACCUCCAAGCAGGGAACAGCUACUGACAACAUCUACAGGCAAAUUGUUUGAUUUCCUGAACAACUGCAUGACUUGUAUUGAGAACAAUAUUCAGAAAAGUACAAUCAGUGUAGAGGAAGCUGAGAGACAACAAUCGGAGGUUAAUACUAGGAUGAAGGCAUUAAAGGCAGAGGUCAACGAAUUCUUCGAUCAUCAAAAAUCUGGUCUGAAAUCAAAUCUAAGUAAGAUAGCAGAGUCUUUAUCAAAAUAUUUAAGAACUGAGGAUGUCAAGAAGGACUUAGGUAGUUUUAAGGCUACCGAUCCUGAAUUUUAUCAAAAGAAUUUCCAGGAUGUUUCAGUUAUUAUAAGGUCAAGAGUGUAUGAUGGGAUAUCAAAACAUAUGAAAACUUGGGAAGAGGAACAAAAACAACUUGAAGAUAUAGGCAAACAAUUAUUAAAAAAGUUUAAUGAAAAAUUUCCAGAUUUUGAGGCUCAGUUAUUUCGAGUUGAAAAAUUAUUCCGGAACACUUGGCGAGGUGAUGCAGGUGAGGCUGAAUCACCAAUGGAUGAAAAAAUUCCUCUCGUACCAGACAUUAUAACAGAUCGUUACACCAACCUCAAUCUGGGAUUGAAAGUUAUUUUGAGUGUUGCAUUAACUCCAGUGUUUCUGAUUGGUGCUAUUGUUAGACUUCCAUAUUGGGGUUUAAGACAUCUUGGUAAUGUGAUAAAAAAUGAAAUGUUGCACAGGAGCUUUGAAAAAGGUAAUGACAAAGACAAAGUCAUUAAAGAAUAUACACAAAAUGUGAUCAAUAAAAUGACGGAGAAGAUGGUGAUUGAUGCCUGUUUUGGGUCACAGUUAUCCAUCUUGUACCAUUAUAUUGACCACCAGAAACAGAAAGUGAUUGAACAGAUUGAUAGGAAACUUGCCAUGCUGAAUGAAAGUGCCUUUGAUCAUUCUGAACCGUUCAAUGCUACGUGGCAUGCAUCAAUGGCAACAGUUGAAGUGUUACUCAAGAAUGUAGAAUAUUUCAAUAUGAUGUUUCUUCCCCAAAAUCUACAUUUCGAGUCAUUAGACAGAUUUGAAGUGACGGAGGUCCUUUCAGAAGGGGUCCUAACAAAAAUAGUUUUAGCAAGAGAUACAAAGAAGAAUAAUGAGCUGAUUGCCAUAAGGCAAACCCAAAUGUCCAUUAAUAUUGAUACGAUUAAACAGUACCAGAAAGAAGAGAGAUACUACAGGAAGACUAAUACCAGUAAGCAUGAUAAGCGUCAAAUCAUUAUUGUGGAUACAUUUGUUAAGUAUAACAUGCAUGUCUGGCAAUGCUUCCCACGUCCUAGACAAAGUCUAAGACAGUUUAUCAAAGAGAGACAGUACAAGGAGUAUGAUGACACUAAAUUGAAGUUUUACUACAAAACCCUGAGUCAAGUCACAAAGGGAUUAAAAUAUUUACACGAGAGAGGCCUGGUGCAUAUUGAUUUAUGUCAGGAUACAAUUAUGAUUGACAAGGACUGUAAAGUUGUUCUGGUGAACAUAACCUGUCCCACAUUGUUAGACAAAUCCUGGUUCAGUCCAGACAUAACCAGUGUGGCAGACUAUGUCCACUUCUCUGCUGAUAUCAUGACACACACAGACAUGACCGUCUAUGAGAAGAAACAUGAUAUAUACAGUCUUGGUAUUCUGAUGUGGGAACUAUGGAGUCAAGAGAAUGCAUUUAGUAGACAGAUCCAGCAGCAUAGCAUUACAAAUCUUAGGCAUUUCUCAGAAUAUCUGAAAAGUGUUGAUAUACAGAGUUGUCUCCCCACAGUGUCCAAAGAUGAGAGUAUCACAUCAUUGGUUAAGACAUGGUGUGAUGUUAUGUCACAUUGUCUUGAACUUAAAGAUGAAUUAACUGCUGUUAAGUGGUUAGAUAGCUUUGCUUAUGAACUUGAAUGUUCAGAUUUUUCUAAAUCUUACACAGGAAUAGACAAUUUAGAGAUUUCUCCACAGAUUUAUAGCAGAACUUUCCAUGCAGCUAUGUGAUUUUAAGUUUUGACCUGGUUUUUUUUCUUUAAAAUACACCAUACCAUUUUUUAUACGAAUUUCCAGAUAAGCUAUGAAUUAACCCAUAAUUUACUAUGCAAUGAACAAAAAUUAUAAACACCAUUUUAAAAGUACAAUGGUAUGGAUUCAUAUUGUUGGUUAAUAUAGAUACAU